Triticum turgidum subsp. durum (durum wheat) is the source of this 1431-nucleotide messenger RNA. The record is from the annotation of a GenBank genome assembly. Lineage: Eukaryota; Viridiplantae; Streptophyta; Magnoliopsida; Poales; Poaceae.
AUGGCCUCCGCGCUCAUCGCCGGCCGCCGCGCGCAGAGCCACCACUGGGGGGACAAUCGCGGCCCGCUCGCGCCCGCGCCGAGCCCUAACCCCGGCCACCGCGCCCUCCCGCCCGCCGACGGCUCGAGGGCGCAGCACCCGCUGGCCUCGCCGGGGGUCGGCUACGUCACGUUCCGGCCGUCGGGGCUCACGCACCGCGAGGCCGGCGCGCUCCGGGACCGCCUCGCGGGCGAGCUCGGCCAGGUCCGCGCCCUCCUCUCCCGCAUCGACGCGUGGCAGCAGGAGCUGGAGCUCGAGCAGCAGCACCGGCAGCCGCGGCGGGGCCAGCCGAGGGAGGGCGGCCUCCCCGCGCCCCCGUCGAAGCUGCGGGCGGCGAUGCGGAAGCGGUGCGCGCAGAUCCUGUCCAAGCUGCGCAAGGACAAGCGGAGCAUCUGGUUCAACGCGCCCGUCGAGGUCGAGACCCUCGGCCUCCACGACUACCACGCCGUCAUCAAGAGCCCCAUGGACCUCGGCACCGUCAAGGCCAACCUCGCCGCCAGGAACUACCCCUCGCACGACGCCUUCGCCGCCGACGUCCGCCUCACCUUCGCCAACGCGCUGCGGUACAACCCGGCCGGCCACACCGUCCACACCUUCGCCGGCGACCUCCUCGCCUCGUUCGAGAAGAUGUACGCUGCGGCCGUCUCUUGGUUCGAGGAGGAAUGCAGACGCCUUCCAUCACUGGUGCCGGUGCCAGUGCCAUUGCCAGUUCCAGCGGAACUGCCACCUCCGGUGGUCCCACUCCCAGCACAGGUCAAGCCGAGGGCGGUGAGGAUGCCGAAACCCAAGGCGAGGGAGCUGAACAAGAGGCAGAUGAGCUUGGAGGAGAAGAACAUGCUUAGGGCGGGGCUGGAGAGCUUACCUGAAGAGAAGAUGCAUAAUGUGCUGCAGAUUGUGCGCAAGAGGAAUGUCAAUAACCCGGAGCUGCUUGGGGAUGAGAUUGAGCUGGAUAUCGAUGAAAUGGACAUCGAGACGCAGUGGGAGCUUGAUCGAUUUGUCAACAACUUCAACAAGGCGCUCAAAAAGAGCCGACGAGCUGCAAUGAUAAAUGGGGGCAUUGCUGAUGUCAACAAUGCUGAUGGAGCUGGAGCUGUGAAUGGUGCUGUGCCUAUUUUGGUUGACCAUGCUGAUGUGGAGAGCGAGAAUCCUGAGAACACUGUAGUGCCUGAGCAGGUGGAUGAGUAUGUAGAUAUUGAUGACGAGAUGCCAACCGCAACUUACCAAUCAGUGGAGAUCGAGAAGGGCGCUGAGGCCACGAGUGUCUCUGGUGGUUCGGGAAGUGGUUCUUCAUCAUCCAGUGGUUCAGGGUCAGGGAGCUCAGGGGCAGCACCUCAGAAGCUGGCAAUGCUCGUUCUCUGGUGUAGAGGAGGUCGUUCUAAUAGUAGGAUUUGA